Saccharomycodes ludwigii is the source of this 798-nucleotide messenger RNA. RefSeq names its product Cap1p (gene CAP1). Gene Ontology annotation, cellular component: F-actin capping protein complex; actin cortical patch. The transcript has a single exon. The coding region runs from base 1 to 798 and encodes 265 amino acids. Gene Ontology annotation, molecular function: actin filament binding. The record is from RefSeq and is a predicted model, not a curated record. NCBI's taxonomy places the organism in Eukaryota, Fungi, Ascomycota, Saccharomycetes, Saccharomycodales, Saccharomycodaceae. Gene Ontology annotation, biological process: actin cytoskeleton organization; barbed-end actin filament capping.
AUGGAUUUUCAAAAAAUUACAGCCAACCUAAUCAAUCAAUGCCUACCUGGUGAAAUUAAGCAUGCUUAUAACGAUAUAUUAACCAUUGUGGGUCCAAAUGCGAAACAGGAAUUAUUGUAUAGUGUGGAACAAUAUAACAUCGAUAAUCUCGUUCCAAUAAAGGUCCAAGAUACGCCAGUUAUAAUUUCUAAAUAUAACAAGCAAGGUUCUAAAUACAUUGAUUAUCAAAACAGCCUCAUUUUCUCUGUGGAUCCUAUCGAAUUAGUGGGAUUGGAUAUCGAACCAUACCAAGAAAAAGAAGACAUCAAUGUUUCUGAAUUAGCCUCUUUAUACGAAUCGUUGAAAAUGCACGUCUCCAAGAAAUUUGCACCAGAAGUUACCACUAUAGCUGUUCAUCCAGUAGCUGACAAAAGAUUUGCAUUGAUUGUUUCGUGUACAAAAUAUAAUCCAUCUAAUUUUUGGAAUGGUAAUUGGAAGUCUUGUUAUAUUUAUGACACCGAUUCUAAGCUAAUGGAAGGUGAAGCUGCAGUUAAUGUUCAUUAUUUCGAAGAUGGUAAUGUAAAGUUCAACUCAUCUAAAACUUUGGACCAAGUGCAAACUUCUGACGAUUAUAUCAAGGUUAUCGAAUCUUUCGAAUUGGAAUUUGAGAAUGAAAUGCAGAGUUCUUUUAAUAACUUGAAUGAGUUAGGGUUCAAGAGCUUAAGAAGAAGGUUGCCUGUUACCAGAUCUAAGAUUAACUGGGGCAGAGCUAUUGGCAACUAUAGAUUAGGUAAGGAUGCUGCUUCGACAGGUUUAUAA